AUCGUUGCCUCAGUUCAGCUCUGGCCGGCGUGGUUACAGUGUUUGGAGAGCGUGUCAUUAAUACCUCCAUCGAAUUCGUGUCACUCGACUCCAUCGCUGCAACGAUUCAUGAUAUGUAAAAAUCAAAGUGCAAAUGUACGACCCAAGUAUGAAUAUCAAAGUUGAUACCUUUUACAUUUAAUGGUGUUCAUAACUGUGGAUGAUCGCAAAGCAUUUGUUCUGAUUUCAACGUACAAUAGUAAGUUUUAUUCAGCGAUAAAGUUAUCUUCAUGUGAUGUGACAGUUAGUUGUGAAAAAUUCCUCAAAAGCCAAAAUUCACUGUUAUUUUCGAACAAUGCUGACAAGAUAGAGAUAGAGCGCACAGGAACAAACAACGAAGCCUCGACGAUCUUCAGUUUAGAUUUAAUUUCAAUACUUCUAAGAAGAUCCACGGUGCACUGUAAAAGGAAUACUGGAAUGGCAACGAUCACAACAGAGUCGAUCAAAUGCUCAACCGUUGACCACUGCGUUGGUGAAAUCAUCUCAAAAGAAUUCAUCCCGCCUGAAAAAGAGUGACAAAUUAAUCGUCAGAUAAAAAUGAAGAAUUAAUCGACGGGUAAAAAAACCCGCGUACCGACGCAGCGAUUUCAACCGCCGCCGACAUCGACAACCGGCGCGCCGGUUUCAUCCUCCUCAGGUCCGGGAGCUUCAAGGGAUGCAAGGCAAACAUCGGAAGCAGUGACUCGGACGCAAAGUCGAAUACAGACGGUGACCACAUAAUCUUCACGUUAAGUUUCAUACAUUUCAUGGAUGAAAAUAAUGUGUUUCGUGAGAUUUAGUAAUGCAAGAUAAUUAAGUGUCAUGAAUAAGCCAUCUUAACGUAAAAUAAUCCUAUAAUGCCAUCAAAAACAUUGUAUUGUUUGUUGCAAGAAAAAUUCCGAAAUAAUCAGGGAACUUUCAGUUAAAUUACUAUUUUAAACGAAAUCAAGUUAUCAUCUUUAAAAGAUCAGCGAAAUUCGUGAAAUGUAUAUCAGUGUUUAAUUUUCGUUAAAAAAAUUUAAAGCAACAAAUCGUAACACAAAUGUGCACUCGAAGUCGUUUCGCAGUGAAAUAUUCAUUUACCUCGAAUGAUAGCGCUGUUACGUUUGCUACAGUAUAUGCCAGUUAAGUGGCAGCGGCAAAAACUAGAAACAUCAGUAAUUCACAUGCACAAAAAUGCACUGGUGAUGCAGGAAUAUGAUUACGAAUAAAAAACGGAGAAAGAGAGGAAAAAUGAAAUAAAGAAACGCUGCAAAAUCCGGUGACCUCUCAAAGUCACGCACCGAGUUAAGUUAUUUUUGAGGAAGAACGCAGGUUCAGUGAUUUCAAAGAAAAUAAACACAAUGAUCAAGCACUAUUGGGAGAAACCUAUUUCAAAUUUCUAAAUUAGCAGCAUGUUCUAACGUGCUCAACUGGAGUCAAGAAAUUAAGCUAAAUUUUAUCACCAAUUUGAAUUCUGGAAAAUUUGUUAUCGAAAAAAAGUUUUAAAAAAUUACAACAACAUCUGCCAGAAAAUCGCAUAGCAUCGUAUUUUCGUGCAAGCCAGAAGAUCGUCGGGAAUGAUUACCAAAGAAAAAUAUGGUUAACAAAGCAAAAAUAAAAAAGUCACUCCGAAAACAGCCCAAAUCCUGAAUAAAAGUGCCUCAGGGAUCCAAACCCGGUUCUUAAUGCCCUCUAAAAUUGCAAACCUCACGACUGAAAAUGAUCCUUCGCCUCGAGCUCCACCGAGGAAUCUUGAAUCAUUACUACACGGUCAUCAUCGUCUAUCCCACCACACCCUUCACCUCCGCGUGAACGACAACCACUACAAUCAUAAACCAAGUGUCAUGAAUACCAAAAAUAUCAACAGCAACCACGCUAUCAAAAGGGCGGUGAGAAAACAAACCACUCCACGCAGACAAGUUGGAAAUAUAUUCUCUGAUCGCGCCAUAAGACGACCUAGUGAAUUGCAAUACAGGAUUCUACGGACGGAAUACUAUGAAAUCAACGGCACCACAACGGAACCUGAUCCCGCGCCCGGCGAAGGCUUCAACGUGGUUGGCGUCUUGCUAGCGGUCAUCUCUGUCAUCCUCAUCAUCAUCGGCAUCGCCUUCGUCUACAGUCGCAUGCGACGCGGCAAACUUUCGCCUGCGGCAGACGAGCCGGACAUGGAAUUGGCGGCUCCGACAGAACAGGAGCCCGAGAGAGAGAAAGAUCCGUACAUGGAGUGGCUGAAUAUGCCUGAAGAACAACCACCGACACCCGACCUACGGAAACAAAUGAAAACAGCCGUGCGUACCGUCUCGCGCAAGAUCUCACUGGCGCAGAAGAAGGAGGCUGACGACUUCAAGAUCGGAGUGCCUCCGCAUCUUCGAUACCAGCUUAAAGAAAUAUAUGUUUAUUGACCUUCCUGGCCUCACUAUGUGAGGAAUAAAUGUGAGGGUUGUGAUGCAUCCGCUGCACUUUGUGAUAAGAUAGUGAACGAAUUCAGCUGAUGGAUGAGUAACAGCGUUAUUAUGAAAGUCAUUUUGUGAUAUGAUAGUGAACGAACUCAGCUGAUGGAUGAGUAACAGCGUUAUUAUGCAAGUUAUUUUGUGAUAUGAUAGUGAACUAACUCAGCU
Molecule: messenger RNA, 2618 nt
Organism: Hyalella azteca
Lineage: Eukaryota; Metazoa; Arthropoda; Malacostraca; Amphipoda; Hyalellidae
Exons: 5
Coding region: 1686-2402 (238 amino acids)
Source: RefSeq, a predicted model, not a curated record